Lucilia sericata (common green bottle fly) is the source of this 1806-nucleotide messenger RNA. It is a transcript of the gene Cyp305a1, whose product is annotated as probable cytochrome P450 305a1. The transcript has 2 exons. Bases 279 to 1787 code for a protein of 502 amino acids. The record is from RefSeq and is a predicted model, not a curated record. Gene Ontology annotation, cellular component: cytoplasm; intracellular membrane-bounded organelle. Gene Ontology annotation, biological process: xenobiotic metabolic process. NCBI's taxonomy places the organism in Eukaryota, Metazoa, Arthropoda, Insecta, Diptera, Calliphoridae. Gene Ontology annotation, molecular function: heme binding; iron ion binding; oxidoreductase activity, acting on paired donors, with incorporation or reduction of molecular oxygen, reduced flavin or flavoprotein as one donor, and incorporation of one atom of oxygen.
CGACAAUUAUAAAUAAAAGUCGUUCAACGUUAGAACAUUUACAAUUGCUGGGAACUUUUUCAAAUCCAGUUUUAGUACGAGGGAAAUACUCUUCGCGAGACGUCAACUAAAAUAAAUCUUCUUGAUAAUAAAAUAAAACGCGUGUGUGCGCUAAAUCCGGUGCUAAAAAAGAAAUAAGUUUUUUAAAGUAAAAUAAAAAGAAAUUAUAUAAAAAUUUAAGAAAAAAAAAGAAAGAAAAGUGUUUAAAUAAACUUUUAAAGAAUAAUAGCAACAACAAUAUGAAUGCUUUAAUAUUUUUCAUUUCCCUAAUACUGGGCUAUGUGGGUUACUAUUUAUAUAAAUCCAUGAAAAGACCCGAAAAUUAUCCACCAGGCCCCGAUUUUGUACCCUUUGUUGGUAAUACCAUACAAUUGCGCAAAGAAGCUGUAUCAGCGGGGGGACAACAUAAGGCAUUUGAAAAUUGGUCUAAGCGCUACAAUUCCAAUAUAUUGGGUAUCAAACUGGGACGUGAACUAGUAGUGGUUGCACUCUCAUAUCCCCUGGUCAAAGAAGUUCAUCUACAAGAAGUUUUUGAGGGCAGACCUGAUACCUUCUUCUUAAGAUUGCGCACCAUGGGCACGCGCAAGGGCAUCACUUGUACCGAUGGCCAGUUGUGGUAUGAACAUCGUAAUUUUGCCAUGAAACAAAUGCGUCAUGUAGGCUAUGGACGCACUCAAAUGGAGCAACAUAUUGAAAAGGAAACGGAGAGUUUAAUACAAUUUAUAGAAGAGUUUAAGGGACAACCUGUUUGGCCGGGUUCCUUCUUGGCCCAAAGUGUUAUAAAUGUUUUAUGGUCCAUGACAGCAGGUAAACGUUUUAAACGCGACGAUAAACGUUUAGUUAAGUUGUUGGAUUUAAUGAAUCGUAGAUCGAAAGUUUUCGAUAUGUCUGGUGGUGUUUUGACACAAUUUCCCUGGUUGAGAUUUGUGGCUCCCGAUAGAACUGGUUACAAUUUGAUUAGACAAUUAAACAAUGAAUUGUUUAAUUUCUUUAUGGAAAGCAUAAAUGAACACAAAGCUACUUUGACUAAAGAAAAUGCCGAUAAUGAUUUGAUUUAUGCCUAUAUCCGGGAAAUGCAACAGGAAACUAAUAAGGAUAAUGAGAACUCCACCUUUAAUGAGACACAACUUACCAUGACUAUAUUGGACUUCUUUAUAGCGGGUUCUCAGACCACCAGUACCACCACGGAUUUGGCUCUAAUGACUUUGGCCAUGCGUCCUGAGAUACAAAAAUUGGUUUAUGACGAGAUUGUGGCUAAUAUGCAGAAUACCGAAUUUCCCCAUUUAAGUUCUAAGUCCUUUUAUCCCUAUAUGGAUGCUUUUAUAAUGGAAGUGCAAAGAUUUUAUCAUAUAGUACCCAUAACAGGUCCCAGAAGAGCUCUAUGGGAUACCAAGUUGGCUGGUUAUGAUAUACCCAAAAAUACCACUAUACUGAUAGGCCUACGUUCGGUACUAAUGGACGAUGAACACUGGAAAGAUCCCCACAACUUUAGACCCGAACGUUUCAUAGAUGCCGAGGGUAAAACAUUUAAGGAUGAAUAUUUUAUGCCUUUCGGUCAGGGACGAAGACGCUGUUUGGGUGAUGCCAUGGCUAGAGCCUGUCUAUUUUCGGUACUCGUUAGAAUCUGUCAAACUUUCGAAUUGGUUUUGAGCGAUAAGGAGGAGGAUAAACCCUCUUUGAAUCUCUUACCGGGUAUUACUUUAUCACCUAAACCUUAUAAAAUUAAAUUCGUUAAAAGAGAAACGUAGAGAGUGUAGUUAUUGGAUA